AUGUUAGAAGAAAGUUUAAAGAAUGGAAGACCCACUGUGAGAGCAAUGAACACGCCUACCAAUGACCAGUUACUUCUCAAAAGUAGUGCAAUCGAUAAAAAAUAUUAUCUCAAUUUGAGGGAUUUGGAGUUCAUCACAAAAAUUGGAAGUUGUCAAUUUGGAUCUGUACAAAUGGGAAUUCUGAAGAAGGUCAAUCAUGAAACAUGUGUUUUUGGAACAAUGGUGGCUAUUAAAUCAAAUCAAUUACCGCGAAACAGAACCGAGUUAGAAAUGCUCGUGGAAAAAGUGAAAAUGUUGGCAUUUAUGGAACCUCACCCAAAUAUUCUGCCGUUGAUUGGAACAGUAAUAAAUGAUAUUAGCAGAGCUGGCAUGUUGUACAUAGUUACUCCUUUAGCAAAAUAUAAGGAUUUGAGAACGUUUCUUAUUUCUAAAAAGCCACCACCGCGCAAUUAUAAAAAUAUUGGUAAAGGCGAAAAAGAGAAACUGAUGAACGCAGAAGAGGUAACCCUUACAAAGUCAGAUUUGACGGCAUUUGGAUUGCAACUUGCCGACGGAAUGGAAUUUCUUGCAAGAGUCCCGUGCGUUCAUAGAGAUUUAGCCUGCAGAAACAUCUUGGUAACAGAGAACAAAACUAUUCAAAUUGGUGAUUUUGGACUCGCUAAAAAGUUCAACGAAAAGUAUUGUUAUAAGUAA
Messenger RNA from Caenorhabditis remanei, 693 nucleotides. RefSeq lists its product as uncharacterized. NCBI's taxonomy places the organism in Eukaryota, Metazoa, Nematoda, Chromadorea, Rhabditida, Rhabditidae. Bases 1 to 693 code for a protein of 230 amino acids. The transcript has 3 exons. Gene Ontology annotation, biological process: multicellular organism development; cell surface receptor protein tyrosine kinase signaling pathway; protein phosphorylation. Gene Ontology annotation, cellular component: signaling receptor complex. Gene Ontology annotation, molecular function: transmembrane receptor protein tyrosine kinase activity; ATP binding. The record is from RefSeq and is a predicted model, not a curated record.